Molecule: messenger RNA, 1828 nt
Organism: Pogona vitticeps (central bearded dragon)
Lineage: Eukaryota; Metazoa; Chordata; Lepidosauria; Squamata; Agamidae
Source: RefSeq, a predicted model, not a curated record
CGUGACAGAUAUUAACCUCAGCCACUAAGCCAACUUUAAGAGAAAGUGGGUGUGGCUUUCCCCAAAGACGGAACGGCAGAGGGGAGGGGGAAGCUGAAAAGAGGCUUGUAAUGGCGACGGGUUUGCCAGAUAAUUUGAAGCAACCUACCAUGGUUUGGGAAGUGAAAACAAAUCAGAUGCCUAAUGCAGUACAGAAACUUCUGUUAGUGAUGGACAAGAGAACUUCAGGGAUGGAUGAAUCUUUAGAAUUGCUAAAGUGUAAUGAGAAUCUACCUUCUUCUCCUGGAUAUGCAUCUUAUGAUGAGCACAUGGAACUUGAUGAUCUUCCUGAACUGCAGGCUGUUCACAAUGAUUCUACUCCACCUGCCCUUUUCCAACUGAGUGCUGAUGUUUCCCAUCAGGAAUAUUCAAGGCCUUUGUGGAAUCAGCAUACCUCAAGCAACAGUUCAGAAAGUACUUGUGAGGAUGGAGUGAACUGGUUGACAGAAUUGGCAAAUAUAGCUACUAGUCCACAGAGUCCUCUGAUGCAGUGCUCUUUUUAUAACAGAUCAUCUCCUGUGCACCUAAUAGCUACAAGCAAAAGUUUACAUUCCUAUGCACGUCCACCACCAGAAUCAUCACAAAAUGAUUCUGGUUUUUCUAAGCAUGAUAUCAGUGACUCGCCAGUCAAACAUGAAAGGACAAAUAGUGAAUCAGAGUCUGGCAUUUUCUGUAUGUCAUCACUGUCAGACGAUGAUGAUCUCGGGUGGUGCCACUCUUGGCCUCCAACUGUUUGGCAUUGUUUCCUUAAAGGAACACGUGUAUGCGUUCACAAAGGAUACAGUAAAGAAUGGAUGGAUGUUGAAGAUUUUGCUAGAUCCAGACGUUUUAAAAAUGAAACUGAGGAUUCUAGUAGUACCAGCAAAGGAUAUGGUUCUGAUGGUUUGAAGUUGAUAUCACAUGAAGAAAGCAUUUCCUUUGGCGAGUCAGUGCUAAAAUUGACUUUUGAUCCGGGCACAGUCGGAGAUCACUUUCUUACUGUAGAAUGUAGACUAGAUCAUCCAUUCUAUGUUAAAAAUAAAGGUUGGUCAUCUUUCUAUCCGAGCCUGACUGUGGUUCAGCAUGGUAUUCCAUGCUGUGAAAUGCAUAUUGGAGACAUAUGCCUACCUCCUGGACACCCUGAUGCAAUUAAUUUUGAUGAUUCAGGCGUUUUUGAUACGUUCAAAAGUUUUGAUUUUACACCAAUGGAUUCCUCUGCCGUCUAUGUGUUAAGCAGUAUGGCUCGCCAGCGUCGUGCUUCUUUAUCUUGUGGAGGAUCAGGAAGCCAAGACUUUGAAAAAUCAGAAUGCAUUACAAACUGUGGGCCUGCUCAGUCAUCACAGAUUUCAUCCAGUUCUUUGUAUAGUAAAGCUGGCAAAAGCCACAGCUCAGGGACUGCAAGUACUGUGAGUCCCAACUCUCCCAACAAAUGCAAAAGACCAAUGAAUGCCUUCAUGCUUUUUGCCAAAAAGUACAGAGUAGAAUAUACUCAGAUGUAUCCAGGAAAAGAUAACAGAGCCAUAAGUGUGAUACUUGGUGACAGGUGGAAGAAAAUGAAAAAUGAAGAAAGGCGGAUAUACACAUUAGAAGCCAAGGCCUUGGCUGAAGAACAAAAACGUUUAAAUCCUGACUGCUGGAAACGGAAACGAACAAAUUCAGGUUCACAAUAACGUUGAAUUGGAAUUCUUCUAGAAGUAGUUGGUGGUGGAAGAAGACUUGAUUGUUUCACGAUUUGUUGCGAAGGUGUGACCAUAAAAUACUGGCAGCAUUGAGUCAAUAGGAAUGAGGAUUUGCGUAUUACAUUAGAGCA